This is a messenger RNA of Coregonus clupeaformis (lake whitefish), 6820 nucleotides long. RefSeq names its product band 4.1-like protein 1. Gene Ontology annotation, molecular function: structural molecule activity; actin binding. Gene Ontology annotation, cellular component: cytoskeleton; plasma membrane. The coding region runs from base 168 to 4883 and encodes 1571 amino acids. The record is from RefSeq and is a predicted model, not a curated record. Gene Ontology annotation, biological process: cortical actin cytoskeleton organization. Lineage: Eukaryota; Metazoa; Chordata; Actinopteri; Salmoniformes; Salmonidae. The transcript has 26 exons.
UCCUCAUACUCGCUCGAAGCUCUUCACUCCCUCAUAUACUGCUGUUCCCUCAAAGCAGGGAAUAAGGACCGGGCAGAGGCAGUAUUGGAUUGAUUUGUUCGAGGUGCACAACGUCAACAGUCCACACCUGGAUGUGUGUUUGACGGAAAGUUUAAGGAGAGGUUGCUAUGCCAACAGAGCUUGGCCCUGAGUCACAGGUGAAGAAGGCAGCAGAAGAGUCCUCCUGGCAGAAGGGGGCAGCAACUGGCAUGCAGGACUCGGCUUUAGACACAAAGAUGGCUAAACAGGACCAGGACUCCAAACUGAUCGACGACCACAGGGAAACAGACAACGUGUCAGAAAAGACCACCCCAAGCAAGACCCCCAAGUCCCCCCAGAAGACUUCCAAACGGCCAAAGACUGUUCCCUUCAAGGUCACCCUACUGGACACCUCUGGCUAUGAGGCGGGGAUUGAGAAACACUGCAAAGGACAGGCCCUUCUGGACAUGGUGUGUGAGCACCUCAACCUGCUGGAGAAGGACUACUUUGGCCUGAUGUACAGCGAUGCAGAAAGCCAAAAGAAUUGGUUGGACCCCUCCAAGGAGAUCAAGAAGCAGAUGCGCACUGCUCCCUGGCACUUUGCCUUCUCUGUCAAGUUUUACCCUCCAGACCCCUCCCAGCUAACAGAGGACAUCACCAGGUACUACCUGUGUGUUCAGCUGAGAGAUGACAUGUUGUCAGGUCGUCUGCCCUGCUCCUUCGUGACCCAUGCCCUGCUGGGUUCCUACGCCGUGCAGGCCGAGCUGGGAGACUAUGACACCGACGACCACGGCCCCGACUACGUCAGCGACUUCCGCUUCGCACCCAAUCAGACGCGAGAGCUGGAGGAGAGGGUCAUGGAGCUCCAUCGUAACUACAGGGGUAUGACUCCAGCUGACGCAGAAAUCAACUUCCUGGAAAAUGCUAAGAAGCUAUCCAUGUAUGGGGUGGAUCUCCAUCAUGCCAAGGAUUCAGAAGGGAUUGACAUCAUGCUGGGUGUGUGUGCCAACGGGCUCCUGAUAUACCGCGAUCGCCUGAGGAUCAACCGCUUCGCCUGGCCAAAGAUUCUCAAGAUAUCCUACAAGAGGAGCAACUUCUACAUCAAGAUCCGGCCCGGAGAGUACGAGCAGUUUGAGAGCACUAUUGGCUUCAAGCUUCCAAACCACCGGGCGGCUAAGAGACUGUGGAAGGUCUGCAUCGAGCACCACACCUUCUUCAGGUUAGUGUCUCCAGAGCCUCCUCCAAAGGGCUUCCUGGUGAUGGGCUCUAAGUUCCGCUACAGUGGGCGAACCCAGGCCCAGACCCGGCAGGCCAGCGCCCUCAUAGACCGGCCCGCGCCACACUUUGAACGCUCCACCAGCAAGAGGUACCUGCUGUCCCGCAGUCUGGACGGAGCAGAGUUCUCCCGGCCAGUGUCGGCCAUGUGUGACAACCAGGAUGGUCUGUCCCAGCGCAGUGGCAGUGAACACCCCCACCUCCACAGCCCCUCUGGGGACGAACAGGAGACAGAACUGGAACCACCCAGUUUGGAGCAGGACCAAGAGGAGGAUCAGGAUGAGGAACAGGAUCCAGAGGAAUACCAUGACCAAGAGGACGAUGAGGAUGGUGUCACCUCCCCCAGCAAGAAGAAGGAAAUCAAGGAGGAUUCUGGGUCCCCACUUGACAAUAUACAGGAGUUGGACCAGGAGACAACCCUUCGACACAAGGAGUUUUUGGAUAAGUCAGAGGAUGUCUUACUGAAGCACCAGGCCAGUAUCAAUGAGCUGAAGAGAGCCCUGAGGGAGCCCAACAGCAAGCUGAUGAACCGUGAGAAGCGGCUGUCAGGGACAUCUCCAGGCGGCACGCCCGAGAAGAAGGCUGUGGUGGGCAAGGAACUAGUAAACAGCUUCUCUGUAGAGGGCUUCGUCCAGAAGACUGUGGUGACUUCCCCAGAGGGCUCUGAGGAGUGGGUAUUGAUUGAGAAACAAGACACUUAUCAACAGGACAAUGACUGGAAGGCAGAGGAACAGAACAAGGCUUCCACCUCACCUCCCCCAUUAGUCCCUAAUUCCUCUUGGGAAAGAAAGAAAGAACUGGAAAAAGACAUAGACGUAGCCAAGAUGAUUCAUAUUGAGGUUAGAGGGGAGGAUGGGCAAGAAAUGAGAACAGAUAUUGAUAACUUUCCAUCGCCCAAAGCCACAAGGGAAUCCCAGGAUGAAUGUUCUGAACCGCGGCUGACUAGCAACAGCCGGUUUGUGGUGGAAUUAGCUGAAACCACAGAAUCUUCUGAAGAUGAUUCGCAGUGGAAAGUACCUCCAGCAGAACACUCUGGUGCAAGGAAUGACAUAUUCCCAGUCCCAGUCUCAGUCCCAGACCCAGUCUUAACCCCAGUCCCAUUCCGAGACUCUAAGAAGGAUCAUCAACCCAACAGACACAGAAAAAAUAAGAGACCUAAUAGUUUAAACCUGGGAAUGUCAACAGAAUUAAUCUAUGAGAAAGAGGGUGAAGUCUCAAAUGGCGAAGAAGACAACGGGGGAUCAGACUGGGAGGAUAGUCCAACAGAGAAGACAAAGGCGGGACAAAUAGAUCACCCUGAAGACAGUGUUUCCAGAGAGGAGCCAGACGACCAGUGUUGGGUGACUAGUCCACUGAUGAAAGAUGAGGAGAGAUCACCAGAGGCUAAAUGGAAGGAGACAGUGGUGUUUGAGUAUGAAGAUAACAAGAAGGACCACAGUACAUCAGUAGGAGAAGACAAGGCAACUCAGGGAAGUGCUGUGGAUGAUCCUGCAGGGUGUGAUGGAAGGGACCAGGUUAAGAGCUUCAUCACUGAGGUCCAGCAAGCAGGCAAAGGGCUAGGCUCUGUCAAUGGUCCUGGGAAAACAGAAUGUGAUAGUUUAGCAGAACAGGUUAGAGAACCGGUUAAAGGGUUUCAUCUCAGAGAGAGGUGCAUGACUGACAAUAGAGAACACAUAGAAGAGGUCAAGCUGAGGGAGGUCAAGACACACGAGAGAAAAGCCAGUAACUCUGGGGGGGAGGAAGUGGAAGGUCUCAUGUCAGAGGUCAGGGGUCAGAGGUCUUUAGAGAGACUAUCAGGCAGCAGUCAGUCAGAAAUCACCAGGAUCGUUCCGCUCAAACCUGAAAGGUCAAAGAGCUUAGUAUGCAAAGAUGAGCAGGACAGAGGGAGUCAGGACACUGAGUCUGAGCUGAGUGGAGUUUUUAGAAGAGAGUACAGAUGGUCAGGAGGUUCAUCAGAGGGACCUUCAGACAUCAACUGGAACAACGAGUCCACCUUCUAUCAAACAUCCACCCUGCCUACGUCAUUCAUCUCAACCAACGCUAGUCCAGCAAGACGGACCCAUUCCCAGACCAUUACACACAGAGACGCCCCACAGGAACAGGGCAGCUUCUGGGGUCUGGAAGGCUUGGCAAGAGUCGAGUCUAAAACUGAAGAGCUGGUUCAGCAACAGAGCAGCGCUGCCCGUGACGAUCACUUUCAGACGUCAUUCAUCUCAACCAACGCUAGUCCAGCAAGACGGACGCACUCCCCGACUAUGACACACAGAGACGCCCCACAGGAACAGGGCAGCUUCUGGGGUCUGGAAGGCUUGGUAAGAGUCGAGGCUAAAACUGAAGAGCUGGUUCAGCAACAGAGCAGCGCUGCCUGUGAUGAUCCCUUUCAGGCUGCUAGAGAAGCCAUAGAGAGUCAUCAGUUGCUCAGCUUUAAGGCCUCAGCUACAGCUCCAGCCUCAGCGCUCCCCAGGACAGCUCCUCCUGCCCCUCCAGUGAAAACACAGAAGGCCAGAGAGUCUGGACUCAUACUCCGGAAUAUCAACCGCAAUGUUAGCAGGGAGCCUGGCCUGGACGCAACCAAGAAGAGACAUUCGGAGCCGCUCUUCACUCCUGCCAUCUAUGAAGAUACAUUAGAUGAUGCUAAGAGGGAACCCUGGGAGAGGAGGCCUCUGCCGGGCUCCGCCUCAGAGGAGGACCACGAGCGUGACAUGGUGGUCUGCAUGAAAGAGACCCACCUGGGCAUCGAGAGGAAGUGCUCCAGCAUGACGGUCAGCUCCACGUCCAGCCUGGAGGCUGAGGUGGACUUCACCGUCAUCAUGGACCUCCACAUGGGCGUGGAGGAGUUCUCCAAGAGCAUGUCUAAGCUGGGGGAGCUGGGGGAGCGGCUGCCCGAAGUGGGCCGGGACGACUUUGAGGAGACCUCCAGGUUCUAUUCAGCCCGUCUCAUGGUCUCCCAUGACAUGUCCCCUGUAGAGGAGAUGCCUCCUGUGCACCAUGAGGAAGGUGUUCACCAUGAGCCCACGGUAGCCAGGAAAGACCCCAGUGCUGUUAGCGCUGCCCAGAUACUGAGGAAGGCCGACGUCAAGAUGGAGACACACACCAAUGGGUCAGAGGUCACCAGCACCGACUUCAUGGACAUGUCCGAGCAGCAAAUGGAGACCGACGUCAACUGUAAUGACACGAAGGUCUCCAGCAGCACUGAUGUGGCUCAGCCACCAGAGGGCGACCUGAACCAGAACCAGGGAGUUGGCAGUAGGAAGGAGGCUCCUCUCCCUAGUAAAGAAAAUGGCUCCCCUGUGAAGGCAGGCACCCUGGGCAGAGAGGCUGUAGAGUCCCCACUGACUGUCACCACUGACAACGUCACCUCAGCAACCACAACUCAAGUUACCAAGACAGUGAAAGGUGGCUACUCGGAGACCAGGAUUGAGAAAAGGAUCAUCAUCACAGGAGAUGAUGACGUGGACCAACAUCAGGCCCUUGCGAUGGCGAUACAGGAGGCCAAGCAGCAACACCCUGACAUGCUGGUGACAAAAGCAGUGGUUGUCAGGGAAACAGAGUCUCCCACUGAGGAGCAACAUAGGAAAUCUGAGUCCUGAUCGCUCAUGGUGGUUCCUGGGAGUGGGGACAGGAAAUGACCUGAGCCUCCCGUCAUCUCCCUGACCCUCCCCACGCCAGCGCCGCAAGAGGGCUACAGUAACCUGCCCACAGUGUAUACUACAAUACAACAGAGCGACCGCACUCCCUGAAACAAUCCCUGUCUCCUCUACAACACAAUACGCCUCCUCUCCUGUCCCUUUAACCAAAACCGACUGUGAUGCCGCCUCUGACCCACCCUCGCCCCUUAUCCCCCCCACCCCACCCAACCACUCUUCCUCUGGGAAAUGCCUAUUCCCUGGGAUUUUUAGAACAUGACCGUUCUCACAAAUCUGAGAAAUAGGCUGCAGUGAUUAUAUCCCCCCAAGAGGUCUGACUUGUAAAGAAUAUGGCAGGAAUAGGGUUUAUGUGUUGCCCCAUGUUUAGCUAUGGGAUCUGUGAGAUAUCAAUAUGGUGGUUCUGGUAUUCUACAUCCCCAGACAGACUGUACAUGUACAAACAUAAUGACAUGUUAACGGUUCAUCACCCUUGAUCAGUGUAGUUCAAUUAAAUUAUUAGGGAUGAGGAUUUAAUCCACUGUUAAAUCAGAUCAACCUUUCCCCAGAACAGAUUGUCUUACCUGUAACUACUGGUAAUUUAUUAGCCAAGAAGUCAAUAAUAGCCCACCCUUCAAAAUUGCUCUCAUAUAUGGUCACCAUGGAGAUGCCUGCUCUGUGCUGACGUCAUGCAUGAAGCAUGGGGAUGGGGAAUGGGUGAGUGGAGUGUGAGGAGAGGGGGUUGGGGGAGGGGUGCUCUGCAGGGGCCAGUGGUGAUGGCCAGCCUUUAACGCUUGUUGUCACCAGUGUGACACAUAUAUUAAACAGCUGUCUUACUAGCUUUUUAAACAUUUGUAACAAUAGAAGAAUACAAUUUAAAGUCCAGUGUUUGCUUGUUUAAGAAAAUAAAUAAAAUAAAUGUAUCGACUAGCUUCUCAUACUCACAUGCAUGAUUCUACAUAGUUGAGGUAAUGAACGAUACGAUACGGACCUGUCUAGGAACUGACGUCCACAGGAAGUGCUCAAGAUGGCAGAACAUUCAGUCUAUAUCUGAAAGAUUCUGUGGAAUAUGCUUCUGCAACGUGUAGACACUUCAUGUCAACCAAAGCUGAUGGGACUAUACCGAUAGGAGAGUCAACUGAAGGAACACUUGGACAGACACUUCUACAACAUGAAGAGACUAUGAGUUGGGACUCCACUUAGCAUUCAGGGUAUACUAGUUCUAUAGGAUCUGACUCUCGUUCUCCGGCUAACAACAAACAGAAUCCCCCCCCCUUCUGUCCUCAUCUCCUCAUCCUGUUCUCCUUCCUUCAUCCUGCUGUUAUACUUUCGGUCUCAAAUGCUGGUCAUGUAGGGCAAAAGUCAAAUCGCACCCUAUUCCCCAUGUAGUGCACUACUUUAACCAAAACUAGUACACUCUACAGGGAAAAGGGUGUCAUUUGAGACGAAGCCAUAGUCUGGUCACAGUAGGACUCUUAAAGCAAAAUUAGUGGAUUUAAUUUAAAGUUUCUAAUUAUUUCAUGAAAUGUGAGGAAAUGUUUGAAUUUUUUACUUACUUGAGUUGUCUUUAAGUCAUGUUGUAUGAGUUCUACGUUUGUAUUUAUAAGAGUGGUGGUGAAUGUGAGUUUUUUCCUUCCCUAAAAAGUAUAUGCGUGUAAUUCCUUUUUCAGUACCCUCACAGACAACGCCUGGAUUCAUAAAGUUGGAAGUUUAAGCCCAAACUCCAUCCUCUUGGAUAGAGAGACAGGAGGUGAACCAGAACAAUUGGAAACCCUUUUCUAUUCCAGAACAGCAAGCAAGGCCUUCAUAGCCCUGCCUGGCCAAACCUUGAUACACUCUUAGAAAAAAGGGUUCCAAAAGGGUUCAUCGGCUGUCCCCAUAGGAACACCCUUGUUGGUUCCAGG